This is a messenger RNA of Cladophialophora psammophila CBS 110553, 792 nucleotides long. RefSeq lists its product as uncharacterized. The coding region runs from base 1 to 792 and encodes 263 amino acids. Gene Ontology annotation, molecular function: peroxiredoxin activity. Lineage: Eukaryota; Fungi; Ascomycota; Eurotiomycetes; Chaetothyriales; Herpotrichiellaceae. The record is from RefSeq and is a predicted model, not a curated record. The transcript has a single exon.
AUGCUGUCUCCUGAACAAGAAAGCCUCAAAUCUGAAUUCAUAUCUCAGGGUGGCAUUUGGUCGUCGUCGUGGGAGAAUGUUCUUUCUCUGGACCCAGGGUACUUCUCGGUCUACCUCAAGUUACGUUCGAUCCCUCUACGUAAUCAAAACUUGUCGCGCAAGGCUCAGGAGCUCGUCCUCCUCAGCAUAAGUGCAUCCUGCACCACCAUGUUCAGCCCGGGCAUUCAUGCCCACACCGAGGCAGCCUUGAAAGCCGGAGCGACGAGGGACGAAAUUUUGGAGGUCCUUGAGUUGUCUUCUGUCUUGGGGAUCCACGCGGUCAACGUCGGCGUACCUCUCCUCAACGAAGUUCUGCAGGAAGAAGGGAUUAUCGACAACAUUCCUGUUGGCAAGCUCGACGCCGAGCGUGAGAAACUGAAAUCCGAUUUCAUGUCCAAGCGUGGCUACUGGCAUUCGAGUUGGGAUCCAGUCCUCCAACUUGAUCCCCUUUUCUUCGGAGCCUAUACCGAAUUUUCGUCUUAUCCAUUUCGUACUAGGCAGGAUGCAAAACAUUCAACGAAUGACACCCAGCUGUCUCGUGGCCUUGACCCCAAAAUGAAAGAACUUAUUUAUUGCGCCAUCGACUGUGCUACGACGCAUCUUUAUGUGCCAGGGUUGAAAUUGCACAUCCGCAAUGCCGUCAAAUACGGCGCAAAACCAGAGGAGAUCAUGGAAGUCUUUGAGCUAUCUAGUCUGAUGGGCGUGCAUACAGUAAUGGUAGGAAGUGAUGUAUUGGCUGCUUUAGCCCGCUAG